AUGGGCGACAAAUUGGAAAUCAAGGAAAGUGAUUUGAAAGAUUAUUUCAAUCUCGCUAAUAAAGAAGGUAAACUUGACAUCUCGACAUUUAAACACAUUUUGAAACAACUCGGACUUCCGGAAGAAGGGACAGUUACACAAACAAUCGAGGAAAUUCAAAGCGAUGGUUUUAUUACUUCUGAUAAAUUGAAAGCUUUUCUGGAAACUAUCGCCGAGAAACAUGGUAACUUGCGAAAACUUUUCGAUUGGAUUGAUGCCGAUAAAAAUGGUUACCUUGAUCGGUACGAGAUUAAAAUGGCCUUUGCGAUGUCCAACAAGCCUUUUACCGCGGAAGAUGUUGAAAGAUUGAUGACUGAAUGUGACACUGAUCGAGAUGGAAGAAUUAGUUUCAUAGAAUUCAGACAAAGUCGAAUGUCCAGUUUAUUCAGCGACGUUUGUUAAAAAUGUCCAACAUAAUAAUCAACAUAAUAACAACAAAAACAACAACAACAAUCAGUUAAUUAUGAUUACCAAUCAAUGGAUAAGUUUUUUGAUGGAACAAAAAAUAUUGUCGACUUAUUUGCCGUCGAACUUUUCAAAUUUAAAAUUUUCUUUCUUUUGUUUCCGUUUCCUGAUCAAUACAAAUCAAUUUUCUCUUUACGAUUAUAACUUUAAUUGCAGACUAGACUCACUUGUACCAUCAAUUAUGAAAAGGAACAAACUUGAAACAAUUUAAAUAAAACAUUUUACUAAAUUAAAAUAAAUAAA
This is a messenger RNA of Panonychus citri (citrus red mite), 747 nucleotides long. RefSeq lists its product as uncharacterized. The record is from RefSeq and is a predicted model, not a curated record. NCBI's taxonomy places the organism in Eukaryota, Metazoa, Arthropoda, Arachnida, Trombidiformes, Tetranychidae. Gene Ontology annotation, molecular function: calcium ion binding; enzyme regulator activity.